ACCCUUGAUAACAAAACCUGAGUGGGGGCAACGUUUCGCCUACUUCGUCCAAACAACGCUUACACCUCCCCGCGGUCGGUGAUCGCUAGGGACUAUCUACCAUGAGUUAUGAAUACUUCUCUGAUAUGAUGUGUCAGCUCCGUAAAGUAGCUUCAAUCUAUACAAGUUUUCUCCAGGGCGCCGAAAGAACCCCCGAGAUUCACAAACACUUCUGAAUUCCAGACAACGUCUCUGUAAUUGACUUUCGUUUUAUCUGACCUCCUCGCAGCCAGGAUAGGUGUUCCAUGUCUCUGAUUCCCCAGAAAACGCGAGCGCAUGUACCAUGUGGAUCUUUGUCCGUGAUACUCAUUAGUGCUUCUGUGUAUGCCCGUCCAUCACACUCACUGGUCACUAUAUGUAUGUACGUCCGUCACCGUGUGUGCUUACGUCCCUUCACACCUCUGUACGGACAAACACACAAACACUUCGUACUUUUUCAUAUCACCAUAGACUUACAGUCAAUGGAAUAAGCAGACAGAAUAGAAAGAACACCAAAUAGUUUGUAUAUCCACUUUACUUUCAGGUAUCUUUCGGAACAUGCUGUGAAAACAUUCAGUCCAAUAUUAAAACAAAAGUCAAAGGUAAAAUUCCAUUAACAUUCAUAUAGAAUAAUAUAAAAUCAAUUCGUCGUUCAUGUUAAGGACAAUGACUUCAUCUCCUGACCAAGAACAGCCACAGUUAUUCCCAAAUUUGACAGGACUUAUACUGCUAUGGCUGGAUCCAUCGGUCAAUGAAACAGAAGAGAACAUAGAAGUCCAACAGAAAUUACGUGAAGUUAUCAAUGAGUUGAAAACAUUCGAAGACAAAGAAGAAUGUGAAAAGCAUAUUCGAGCGAUUCGCGAUGAUCAGAAAAUUGUGCUUAUCGUCUCGGAGAGAUUUGCCGGAGAAAUAGUUCCCCGGAUUGAACAUCUGCCACAGUUGUUUUCCAUCUAUGUUUACUGUUACGAUAAAAACUUAGCGAAUGAAUGGACUAAACAUCAUUCAGAGAUGAAGGCUGCUACUGUCCAACUCGACGAACUUGUAUCAGUAAUUCAAAAAGACCAGGCAAAAAGAGCCAAGGAAGAGGAUUUAACCUGUUCAUUGAGUGUCUUUAAUCGAGCUGAAAACAAGGAAGAAUCCUCGUCAGGGCUUAACUCAUCUUUCCUCUAUUUUCAAUUACUCAUCGACAUUCUUCUGCGCAUAAAAUACUCACCAAAGUCACAACAAGAAUUAAUCGACCUGUGCAAACAGCAAUACAAAGGAAUCGCUGCAGAACUCGACAAUCUUCGUGAAUUUGAACAGACGUACUCAUCUGAUCGCGCGUUGUACUGGUAUACGCGCGAGAGUUUUCUCUAUCGACUAUUGAAUCGAGCAUUGAGAACACAGAACAUUGACUUACUGUUUACAUUUGGCUUCGUGAUCAAAGAUGUUCACGAACAGUUGAAACAACUGCAACAGUCAACUGACACUGAUCCUAUUCUCGAAGUCUAUCGAGGUCAGGUAAUGAAAACGAAGGAACUGGAACGAAUAAAAGAAAGUAUUGGAGAAUUUAUAUCGAUGAAUUCAUUUUUGUCUACCAGUAGAAACCGGUCCGUGUCACUUAAAUUUGCCUCCUCCCGCGCAUCCUCCGGUGACCUUCAGCCAGUUCUGUUUGAAAUCAGUGCUGACACUCGUAUUAAAUCAAGGAAGCCCUUCGCCAGCAUACAAUCGUUGAGUUUUUAUGGUGGAGAAGAGGAAAUUCUUUUUUCGAUUGGCUCCGUGUUCCGUAUUCAACAGAUUUACUUCGACAAUGAACAUCAAGUGUCGAUUAUUGCACUAACACUUUGCAGCGACGAUGAUAAUGAUUACAGGGAACUCUAUCAACACAUGAAACAGGAUGCGCGUGGAAAUAAAGAAACAUCCUUAAUUUCACUCGGCAGAUUGUUGCGGCAACAGGGAAAAUAUGAACACAGUAAAAAAUAUUACAAACGAUUAUUAUCUGAAUUACCGGAAAAUGAUCCAAAUAUUCCAAUAUGUUAUUACAACCUUGGAAAUGCUGCAAGCGAUCAGGGUAAUUUCGAUUCUGCUCUAGACUACUACAAUAGGACACUUGACAUUUAUCGUAAAAUCCUUCCGUCUGAUCUUAAUGAUUUGGCUGAUUGUUACAAUUGUAUUGGCGAAGUACACCGAGAAAAAGGCGAAAAUCAACUUUCUCUGCAGAAUUAUGAACUUGCGUUGAAUAUAUUCAACAAAACAAAUGAUCCACGUGCUGCUAAUUGCUACAAUAACAUGGGUAUUAUCUACGACGGAGAGGAGAAAUACGAUUUAGCUUUGGAUUCUUAUUAUAAAUGCUUGGAGAUAGAUAAGCAACAUCGUCCACCGGACCACCCUGAUCUAAUAAUACCAUACUUGAAUAUCGGCGAGGUUUAUCUUCAUAUGGGUGAAUACGAUUCGGCCUUGCAACAUUUAGAGACCGCAUUACGCAUGCAAAUAAAAGCAUUGCCUGAUUACCACAAAGUAACUGGCAACAUUUACGAGGAUAUUGGCCGGGCUUAUCAACUCAAACAUGACUAUGAACAAGCCUUAUUCAAUUUAAAUAAAGCUUUGGACAUUUAUCGUCAUGUAGUUCUACCUGAUCAUCCAGAAAUUGUCAGAACUGAAAAUUUUAUCCAACAAGUCCAGACUAACUUGAGAUUGUAA
Molecule: messenger RNA, 2697 nt
Organism: Didymodactylos carnosus
Lineage: Eukaryota; Metazoa; Rotifera; Eurotatoria; Philodinida; Philodinidae
Source: the annotation of a GenBank genome assembly